Funneliformis geosporum is the source of this 127-nucleotide messenger RNA. The record is from the annotation of a GenBank genome assembly. NCBI's taxonomy places the organism in Eukaryota, Fungi, Glomeromycota, Glomeromycetes, Glomerales, Glomeraceae.
AUGAAUCAUAACGAUCAGCAAAAAAAUAUUCUGGUCAUUACUACAUCUCAGGAAAAUAAUGAUGAUGAUAUUGAGUUUACUAAAAGUCAGAUUAUAGAGCAAAAAUUAACAAAGGAAUUUCUCAGCA